GGCUCUCGGAAGUUGAGGCAAGAGCGACGCCGCCGCUUUCGUCGCGGGAUAAUAAGCCGGGUAGAGUUGCUGAGGAUCUACCAAAUCUGCUGAUUAACUAUGGAAGAUUAUACCAAAAUAGAGAAAAUUGGAGAAGGUACCUAUGGAGUUGUGUAUAAGGGUAGACACAAAACUACAGGUCAAGUGGUAACCAUGAAGAAAAUCAGACUAGAAAGUGAAGAGGAAGGGGUUCCUAGUACUGCAAUUCGGGAAAUUUCUCUAUUAAAAGAACUUCGUCAUCCAAAUAUAGUCAGUCUUCAAGAUGUGCUUAUGCAAGAUUCCAGGUUAUAUCUCAUCUUUGAAUUCCUUUCCAUGGAUCUCAAGAAAUACUUAGAUUCCAUCCCUCCUGGUCAGUUCAUGGAUUCUUCACUUGUUAAGAGUUAUUUGUACCAAAUCCUACAAGGGAUUGUGUUUUGCCACUCCAGAAGAGUUCUGCACAGAGACUUAAAACCUCAAAAUCUAUUGAUUGAUGACAAAGGAACAAUUAAACUGGCUGAUUUUGGCCUUGCCAGAGCUUUUGGAAUACCUAUUAGAGUAUACACACAUGAGGUGGUAACACUCUGGUAUAGAUCGCCAGAAGUAUUGCUGGGGUCAGCUCGCUACUCAACUCCAGUUGACAUUUGGAGUAUAGGCACCAUAUUUGCAGAAUUAGCAACCAAGAAACCACUUUUCCAUGGGGAUUCAGAAAUCGAUCAACUCUUCAGAAUUUUCAGAGCUUUGGGCACUCCCAAUAAUGAAGUGUGGCCAGAAGUGGAAUCUUUACAGGACUAUAAGAAUACAUUUCCCAAGUGGAAACCAGGAAGCCUGGCAUCCCAUGUUAAAAACUUGGAUGAAAAUGGCCUGGAUCUGCUCUCGAAAAUGUUAGUCUAUGAUCCUGCCAAAUGAAUUUCUGGCAAAAUGGCACUGAAUCAUCCAUAUUUUAAUGAUUUGGGCAAUCAGAUUAAGAAGAUAUAGCUUUCUGACAAAGAGUUUCCACGUAUCAAGAACAGAUAGUUAUAUUUUUACUGCUAACUUUGUCUGUUUUUGUUUUGUGUAUUUUUCUUUUCUUUGUUGUAAACUUAAGCUGUACUUCAUCUUCUGAUUUCAAAAGUGUAACUUAAAAAUGUAAAUAUUGUUCCAUAUGAAUUUAAAUAUAAUUCUGUAUAUGUUUAUAGAAAAAAAAAUAUAUGGGCUUCACACAUCUUUGCAGCAACAUUUAAUGUCAGAAGACAUUUGUAUACACCCAUAAUACUCAAGGAAAAGGUGAACCAAGGAUUUUAUUAUCUGCUAAGCUGUCCUUCAAAUGUAAGGCAACAAAGAAAGGAAGUUUUAAACAUGUUUGUUAAGAAUAAUAUUCCCAUAUCAUUCCCAUUAUUCUUUAUGGAGAAAUUACUAGCGAAUGAACUUCAGCCAACCAAAGAAUGACUGGGAAAAACUGCAAAAGUGCUUGGGUGAGCAUUAUACAUAUAUUUAACUGAAGAAUUAGGACUAAAACAGAAGGAGAUAAGGGUGAUAAAUAGAACAUAAAUAUUAUAGGCCUUGACAAUGUAUAAAUGCAAAUGAUAAAAAAUUGAGACAAAGAGAGCAGAAAGUAUAAUAAGCUUACUGAUUACCUUGAUAUAAUAGCUGGGAGUCAAUGGAUAGUCUUAAAGCUCACAUAUUAAGUACUAGAAGUACAAGCAUACAUAAUAUUACAAAUGCAAAUACUAUUGUGAAUAAAUACUACUGAUAUUGACUAAGAUUGGGUGAUGGAGAAGGAAAAGGGGAAGAGAGAAGAGAAGAUUUAAACAGAAUUUUACCUCUGUUCCUUGAAAAGAAGUAAGAGUUACUAUCAACAGAGAACUAAGAACAACAUAUAAAGCAACAAGACUAAAAUACAAACCUACCUAAAUAUCAUAAAAUACAAAACAAACCUAAAAUACAAACCUAAAUAUCACAACAAAACAGCAAGGAAAAGCAGACAAGACAGUGAAAGACAGACCUAAAACAGAAAACAUAAGGGGUGCCUGGAUGG
Zalophus californianus (California sea lion) is the source of this 2032-nucleotide messenger RNA. Its product is annotated as cyclin-dependent kinase 1. The record is from RefSeq and is a predicted model, not a curated record. Gene Ontology annotation, molecular function: cyclin-dependent protein serine/threonine kinase activity; ATP binding; RNA polymerase II CTD heptapeptide repeat kinase activity. Gene Ontology annotation, biological process: mitotic G2 DNA damage checkpoint signaling; protein phosphorylation; G2/M transition of mitotic cell cycle. The transcript has a single exon. Lineage: Eukaryota; Metazoa; Chordata; Mammalia; Carnivora; Otariidae. Gene Ontology annotation, cellular component: nucleus. The coding region runs from base 100 to 924 and encodes 274 amino acids.